Molecule: messenger RNA, 1164 nt
Organism: Acytostelium subglobosum LB1
Lineage: Eukaryota; Evosea; Eumycetozoa; Acytosteliales; Acytosteliaceae
Exons: 1
Coding region: 1-1164 (387 amino acids)
Source: RefSeq, a predicted model, not a curated record
AUGCAGAUUGACAACCUGGAGAAUUUGAGCAGGCUGCUGGACGACGCGCCCACACUGAUGCCCGCACUUAUGGCCAACGUCGAUCGCCUCGAACUGCUGUCCAUCGAGGACUUGUUCUUCUUUGUCGACAAUGGCUGCACCAAGGACAAUGGCGGCAUUACUCACUUGCAUCUGGCAAAGAUGCAAGUGGACUUUGAGGGCGAUCUCUACGAGCUGGCAUUGCUCCAGCGUCUCGGCGAGUGGAAUCGGAGUCAGAACGACUCGCGCCUCACACAUCUGCAUCUGGGCGUUGGAUCGCUCGACAGCUCACUCAGUCCCGAGACCGACUAUGUGCACAUAUUCGACACGGUGUUCACGCCCUCGCUCAGCAGUCUGACGUCGCUCACGCUGCAGGACGAGGGCAACCAGGCUGAACUGUCGUGCUACUCAUUCGAGAGUGCCGAGCACUUCUUUGGCGCGCUACAUGCACUCACCAGUCUCACCAAGCUGACGCUCAAGCUGCAGCGCGGUCAGUGUGGGCUCGACCUUGGAUACCUGCUGCGCACGUCAAACUAUCUAUUUAUGGACCGCAUGCUGGCAUAUCUCAAGAAGCAUGGCAAGCUGGAGCAACUGGACAUCAACCUCUGCUUCAGCAUUGACGAGCGAUCGAUGCCACUGUUUGAGUAUCUGUUCCAGGACGGCUCGUGCACGGUCCAGCAUCUCGCGCUCUGUCUCUCAAACAUCAUCCCCAUCCGACGCGACAUCCACUCACUCAAGCUUGGAACAGUCAAGCUCAGCCCACUCAGCUGUCUGGUCACCAAUGACGAGACGAUCGUGUCAUCCUUUGAUCACGUCACACAUCUCUCGUUCAAUGGCACGUGUGGCCUGCUCACGUCCGUCAUUCGCAAGUGUCCCAACAUGCGCAGUCUCCAAUUUGCCAUGCCACGAUCCGUCUCCAACGAAUGCUUCAACGCAUUCCUCGAUAGUCUGUUGCACAAUCGUACGCUUCAGCAUCUGUACAUAGCCAUUCACUCGAUCAUUGAUCACCGUUACGACAUCCUGGACAAGGUGAUCCAGUACCAUCCGUCCAUCAAGAACAAAUCGUCGUGGUCCAAUCUUGCCCUGCCAGGUCUUUGGAGUACCACUGCAGCCGCGCACAACAAUGGCAGCAACCUCAACAGCUAG